GAUUUUGUCGUCCUUAGAUCUGUGCUCUACUAGUUGAGUCUGAGAAGCGGGACAGAAGCUAUCCGGCGUGUUAGUGUUUUAGCGUAUUAAUGGGUUAUUAACAUAAACUUUAUAGACAGACAGUUAUUUUAUGAUUACUUUUUUGCUCGUGUUUAUGUAACAUAAUACUCAACAACUAAAACCGCGGGACGUUUAAAUGUGUUUAGACUUUAUUUUUCAAGUUAGCUCCAGGAUGGCUAAUCAGAGCCGCAUCACUGAGACGUCUGUGUGGAACCCUUGAGCAUGCUUUUAAGAGAAGGCAAAACAUUUUACCCAGCGUUGCCGCGUCCACGUCUCCACCAUGGCAGAGAAAAACAACAGAAAGAAACUGAAGCACAGGGGUAAAGGAUCUGCCACAGCUGGGACUUCUGCCAGUGCUGCCCCCGCUUCAACGACUCCCAUCACUAGCUUCUUCAGUAGACAGCCUCCAUCUAAGUUGCCUUGCCCUCUGUGUGGCCAGCUGGUACCAAGAUUCAAGAUCAAUGAGCAUAUUGAUCUACAGUGUCUGAACUUUGACAGAGGAGACAGCAGCAUUGCCGCCUCAGCAGACAGAAGUGUUGUGCCAAGCAUGCAGCUGUCACCCAGGAGGAGUUCCACAAAGUCCCCAGAGUGGGAUCGAAGUAGGGGAGAGGAGGUGGAAGAGAACCAGACCAGUCCUUAUUUCAAAAAGAAUAACCUUCAGCAGGGACCACAAGAAAUUAAGAACAAAACUGUAGUCAGGACACUUGACCUGGGACGUCUCUCUUCAAAGUUAUCCAGAAGAUUUAAAACUGCAGAGGAAAAGACACAGACUGACUUGGAAGAUGCAGAAACACAUCUGAAAAAGGAAGCAGACACUUCUGAAACACUUGGCAGCUCACAGAAAGAAAAUGUACUUCUUCAAAGUUCAGAAGAUCAAAUGUCUGCAACAGUCUGUGACAAGUCAACAGCAAGUCCUGAGACAGCAGUGGGGCGUGAACUUAACUCAGAACAAGGACAUGAACCUAAACAAAAAGGCCUUACACAAAAUAUUUUCCAAAUGCAGGAUAAUCCAAAGUUACACUCUCCCUCCUCUAAACUAACAAAGAGGAAACAGGAAAAAUCCUUCAAUGGCAAAGAAUAUGAAUCCAGCAAAAAGGCAAAAUUUGAUAGAAGAAUGAAGAUGGAUGAGGUUUUACCAAAGAUAAAUGAUACAAACAAGACUGAAACUGCUGAGUUGUUAACCACCGCACGUGAACCUUCGCUGACGCAGGAUGAGAUUCAUGACAUAAGUGCUGCUGUCCUCAAGAGUGAUUCACUGCCAGAGUUUUCCCAACAAACCACCAGUGACCACAGUGCUGAGAGCAUUAAUACCCAGCGGCUUCCAUACUACCUCAACAACUUCCAUACUGUGUUACAGGCCGUACUGGAGAAUGAAGAUGACAAGGCUUUGUUCAAUGAGGAGGAUAUGUCCUUUGUGCAUGCAUUUGAGAAGCUAUCAGUACCAGGACAGAAGCUGUAUGUGAGGCUCUUUCAGAGGAAACUGAAGUGGCUUCAAGUUAAUAAACUGGAUUAUGGAGAGAUAUGCAGUGAUCUGACACCUGUUGUUGAGGAGCUGGUUCAAAGUGGUCUUCUACAGACAGAGAAUGAUCUUGAAGACCUGGUAGAAGCUCUAGACCUUCUUCCUGCUCCUGAUCUCAAAGCCUUGGCUAAAAUCUUUCAUCUGAGCAGUUCAGGGACACAGAAACAGCAGCUCGUUAAAGGACUCCUUCAUCUAAGCAAACAAAAAUCAUUUUUUUCACUGGGCGCUGCCCAAAACACUAGGACUGUCAUACUGAAAAGGGCGAAGCAGUUUGCAGGUUCCUGUGUGCGGCUGUGUCGUGGUCCUCGUGUGGUCUUUUCUCGUAUCCUUCUGCUGUUUUCUCUUACGGACACUAUGGAGGAGGAGGAGAUGGCGGCUGGUGGCCAGAGUCAACUUUACACCAUACUACUAGUCAACUCAGGACGUCUGGCCUUUCCUGACUACAAAGUUCAACGUGAGGCCAAAGUGUUCCAGGGCCGAGAAGACCUGAUCCGAUAUGAAGCAGCAAUGCGAUCUCUGCAAGACGUCACCAUAGCAAUGCAGGCCGGACAGUGGGAGGAGGCUUUAGAGCUUUACACCGUGUCAAAAAAUGUUUGGAAGGAGUUGAAGGAAAACCAUGACUACAGCCAUGAGAAAGAGCUGCCUGUGUACCUGCGCAGCUUCACUACAGGAUGGUCAUACACUCGCCUGUUGUCCAGAGGGGUCGAGAUCUUGCAGAGGCUGCGUAAAUAUGAGGAAGCAGUGGUAGAGCUUCAGGCCUUAUUGUGUCAGUCUGAGUACUGUCUAGACAGUCGAGGACGAUGGUGGGACAGACUGGCUCUCAAUCUUCAGCAGCACCUCAAAAAAGCUGAGCAGGCCAUCCAUGCCAUUAAGGACGGUCUUUCAGACCCUCUGGUACGAACAGGAACUAAACUGUCUCUGCAUCAGAGAGCAGUUAGGAUGAAAGAGUCUGCCAGUUUCAAGAAGUAUCGUUUGAAACUUAAAGACUUACCUACUAUACAUGUCCAAGAUGUCAAACAUGUAACAAUCCGAGGCCAACUGUUCCCUCAUGAGGGAGGAAUGGGAAAAUCCAGAUUUCUUCUACAGGCGAAUAAUGAAGGGCUGGCCGGUAGUAAUACGACAGUCAUAUGCUCCGUGGAAGAACUGUCUUUAGCACAUUAUCGCCAACAAGGUUUUGACCAAGGAAUCCAUGGUGAAGGCUCAACGUUUUCCACAUUGUUUGGCCUUUUGCUGUGGGAUAUCAUUUUUAUGGAAGGUAUUCCAGAUGUUUUCCGAAACCCAUUCCAGACCUGUCCACUGGAUCUUUACACUGACUGCUUCUAUAAAAACAGAAAGGAUGCUAUUGAUUCACGGAUACAGUUACUCAGUGAGGCUUCUGUGGAAACACUGCACAGCAUGUUGGAGGAAGUGUGGACCUCACAGCAGGGUAAAGUGUGCUCAUUGGUCAACUGGGAGCUUUUCUCAUCGCUUCAACACGCACAGUCUCUGGUGUCGUGCCUGGGUGGAGGCUUCACAGGAGGAGUGAUAGCCAGGAUGUCAAAGGACUAUAGACACUGUCGUGGAGGUUUGCCUGAUCUGGUGGUUUGGAACACCACAGAAAACACCUACAAGCUUGUGGAGGUGAAGGGCCCCAAUGACCGACUUUCACAGAAACAACAGAUCUGGUUGGAUGAGCUGCAGAAACUGGGGGCGGAUGUGGAAGUGUGUCACGUGGUGGCUUCCGGGGCGAGAGGGGCUCAUCUUGACUAAUGUGACGCAGGCAAACUUGGCGAUGACAUUGUGGCAAAUAAAUAUGCAAUGUAAGAAAAAUUAAAAUAUCAACAGACAAAUGGAAAAUGGUAGUAAGCAUUUAUCGCAAAGCGUACUGGUAAUUGGAUCAAGUAAUAACAGGUAUUUAUUAAAAACUCUACUAUGCCCAGUAAAUUGAGUCGAUUCUAGCUCAGGUUGUUUGACAUGAAGUUUGUACGGUGAGUUUGAUGUAAGGAUGUGGUGUGUCGUGAGGGGAUCAUCACUCAGUUCUGCCAUGAUCAGAAA
Messenger RNA from Cynoglossus semilaevis (tongue sole), 3613 nucleotides. It is a transcript of the gene fan1, whose product is annotated as FANCD2 and FANCI associated nuclease 1. The record is from RefSeq and is a predicted model, not a curated record. The transcript has 13 exons. Gene Ontology annotation, biological process: interstrand cross-link repair. Lineage: Eukaryota; Metazoa; Chordata; Actinopteri; Pleuronectiformes; Cynoglossidae. Gene Ontology annotation, cellular component: nucleus. Gene Ontology annotation, molecular function: flap-structured DNA binding; 5'-3' exonuclease activity; 5'-flap endonuclease activity. Bases 341 to 3328 code for a protein of 995 amino acids.